GAGCUGAGCUGGGAUGGAGGGUGGAGUUACAGUGACAGUUCGAGUAAAGAUGGCAGCAGAGAGGGAGCCGCCUCCGCUUGGGGAUGGAAGACAGGGAGACUUUGAGGAGCUGGAGGACGGUGAAGACCUAUUUGCUAGCACAGUGUCCACCAUGGAGUCAAGCCCCUCAUCUCCUGAGCCAGCGAGUCUUCCUGCAGAAGACAUCAGUACAAAUUCUAAUGGGCCAAAGCCUGCAGAAGUUAUUCUAACGGAUGACCGGGAGGAUCUAUUUGCUGAAGCCACAGACGAAGUGUCCCUUGAUAGUCCUGAAAGAGACCUCAUCUUGUCAUCAGAACCUAGUCCUGCCAUCACUCCUGUAACACCCACAUCAAUUAUAACUCCUCGAAUGGAAGCAAUCAGUAUUUCCGCUCCCGUCAUUUAUGACCGAUCAAGAGAUGAGAUAGAAGAGGAAGCAAAUGGAGACUUUUUCGAUAUUGAAAUAGGUGUUUCCGACCCAGAAAAAGUUGGAGAUGGAAUGAACGCUUACAUGGCAUACAAAGUAACAACUAAGACCUCUGUGUCCAUGUUCAACAAGAAUGAAUUCUCUGUCAGAAGAAGAUUUAGCGAUUUUCUUGGACUUCACAGUAAACUAGCUGCAAAAUACAUGCAUAUUGGUUAUAUUGUGCCUCCUGCUCCUGAGAAAAGUAUUGUAGGUAUGACUAAAGUUAAAGUGGGGAAAGAAGAUUCAUCAUCAAACGAGUUUGUUGAGAAAAGGAGGGCUUCAUUAGAAAGAUAUCUCCAACGUACAGUAAAGCAUCCAACAUUAUUACAAGAUCCGGAUGUAAGACAAUUCUUGGAAAGCUCUGAGCUGCCGAGAGCGGUUAGCACCCAGGCUUUGAGUGGGGCAGGAUUAUUGAGGAUGGUGAACAAGGCUGCAGAUGCCGUCAACAAAAUGACAAUCAAGAUGAAUGAAUCGGAUGCUUGGUUUGAAGAAAAGCAGCAGCAAUUUGAGAAUCUAGAUCAGCAACUUAGGAAGCUGCAUACCAAUGUUGAAGCCUUGGUCUGCCACCGCAAAGAACUUUCAGCCAACACUGCUGCAUUUGCGAAAAGUGCUGCUAUGCUAGGCAAUUCUGAGGAUCACACAGCCCUGUCUCGAGCGCUCUCUCAGCUAGCAGAGGUAGAAGAAAAAAUUGAUCAGCUGCAUCAGGAGCAGGCCUUUGCUGACUUUUAUUUGUUUACCGAACUUCUAAGUGACUACAUCCGGCUUAUCGCGGCUGUAAAAGGUGUUUUUGACCAUCGUAUGAAGUGUUGGCAAAAAUGGCAAGAUGCACAGAUUAAUUUGCAGAAGAAACGUGAAGCAGAAGCCAAGAUUCAGAUCUCAAACAAACCUGACAAACUUCAACAGGCUAAAGAUGAAAUCCGAGAGUGGGAAGCAAAAGUUCAACAAGGAGAGCGAGACUUUGAACAGAUUUCUAAAACCAUACGCAAAGAAGUAGGAAGAUUUGAGAAAGACCGAGUGAAAGACUUUAAAACCGUUAUUAUCAAGUACUUAGAAUCAUUAGUACAAACACAACAACAGCUCAUAAAAUACUGGGAAGCUUUUCUACCCGAAGCCAAAGCCAUAGCCUAGAAUGAAGAUUUCACAUUCAGCUCAUCAAUUGAUGUUCACCCCAUUCCACAACAAAAUCAUGUCUGAAAUCAAAGAAAUAUCAAAAUAAACCACACUAUAUUUUAUUAACAUGUGGCUUCUUUUUAUAUACUGUUGCAUUUUAAUAAGUGCUGCAUGUCCUGACCCAUUUAAAUGGACUGUGGCAUGAUAUUCUGCAAUAUUUUGCUGAACUGAACACUAAUGUGUCUUAAUAUUUUGCAUUUAACAAGUGCAGAUGAAGGCAAGGAAGUUUUACUUUUUAAGAGUAUUUUUCCUUGUAAAUCAAUUCUGUUGAAUGAUAUUUACCUUUUCUUUAUGAAGCAAAUUAUUGUUGCAUUUAUAAAUGUUCACUUAACACAUUCCUGUACAGAUAUUAUGAUUUUGUGAUUAUUAUAAUAAAGGUAUAUAUACCUUGUGAAAA
Messenger RNA from Bombina bombina (fire-bellied toad), 2048 nucleotides. RefSeq names its product sorting nexin 2 (gene SNX2). Gene Ontology annotation, biological process: intracellular protein transport; early endosome to Golgi transport. Gene Ontology annotation, molecular function: phosphatidylinositol binding. Gene Ontology annotation, cellular component: endosome membrane; retromer complex; endosome. Bases 14 to 1609 code for a protein of 531 amino acids. Lineage: Eukaryota; Metazoa; Chordata; Amphibia; Anura; Bombinatoridae. The transcript is spliced from 15 exons. The record is from RefSeq and is a predicted model, not a curated record.